This is a messenger RNA of Thamnophis elegans (Western terrestrial garter snake), 507 nucleotides long. RefSeq names its product kunitz/BPTI-like toxin. Gene Ontology annotation, molecular function: serine-type endopeptidase inhibitor activity. The record is from RefSeq and is a predicted model, not a curated record. Gene Ontology annotation, cellular component: extracellular region. Lineage: Eukaryota; Metazoa; Chordata; Lepidosauria; Squamata; Natricidae.
AUGUCUUCUGGAGGUCUUCUUCUCCUGCUGGGACUCCUCACCCUCUGGGCAGAGCUGACCCCCGUCUCCAGCCAGGGCCGUCCAAAGUUGUGUUAUCUUCCUGCUGACGGAGGACCAUGCUUAGCCCUUACGUACGCCUACUUCUACAACUUCACUGCAAAUGAAUGCCAACAGUUUGACUAUGGUGGAUGCCGGGGCAAUGCCAACAACUUUGCGACCAAGGAUCAAUGCCACUACACCUGUGUGGAAAAACCAGGGAUGUGUCCCCGGGGCCCUCCACAACGUCCUUGUCGUGAGAAGUGUCGAAACGACUGGGGCUGUCCCAGGGCGCAGAAGUGUUGCCGUUACGGUUUGCGUACUGAGUGCAAGGAUAUUCUCUAUGUGACGCAUGGGUCUUGGAGUUCCUCGCGUGGUGAUGGGAGGGACUGGAACACAACAGGAACCUGCCUGGCAAACCCAAUGCAACGCAACUCUGAAUGUUGUCACCUCUUCGUCACCAAGUUAUGA